CAAAACAAGCGGUUUUUCUCAUAUAUCCUUAUAGCGAGCUGACCAUAAAUUUUUCACCAACCAAUCACUUCAUUUUCGUCUAAAACAGCAACUCCUCUCAUUUUCUUGACCAGUACUCCAAUCUGGUAAGAAGCUGAAUGCUAGGUGUUGAAGCGGUGAAGAAGUAAACUAUGGCAAGAGGGAAAAUCGCGAUCAAAAGAAUUGACAAUCCGGCAAGCAGGCAGGUGACGUUCUCAAAACGAAAAAGCGGCUUAGUGAAGAAAGCUAAGGAACUAGCUAUCCUUUGUGAUGCUGAAGUUGGUGUCACAAUCUUUUCCAGUACUGGCCGACUCUACGAAUACUCAAGUACCAGCAUGAAAUCAAUAUUUGAAAGAUACAAUGAAGAAAAGGAACAUCAUCAAUUGUUGACUCCCUCAUCGGAAGCCAAGUUUUGGAGGACGGAGGCAGAAAGGUUGAGACAGCAAUUGGACGAUGUUCAAGAGAACUACCGGAGACUGAAGGGUGAAGAACUUUCUGGCAUGAGACUAAGCGAUCUCCACAAUCUGGAAAACGAACUGGAGAUGAGAUUAAAGAACAUCCGCAUUAAAAAGGAAAAAAUGCUAACUGAUGAGAUACAAGAAUUAAAUCGAAAGGGAGCCCUUAUCGGUCAUGAAAAUAUAGAAUUGUCUAAGAAGGUCACUCUCAUCCACCAAGAAAACAGAGAACUUCAAAAGAAGGUUUAUGGAAAAGAAGAGGGAAGUUGCAGUGUACAACCUUCAGGAAAGGAAUCAUGUCUUCCGUUUCAUCUUCAACAAAACGAGCAACAACAAAAUGUCAAUAAAACAGUACCAGAAUGCGAAAUUAGUUUGGGGUUACAACUGCAGUAGCUCAAAUCGCUGAAGACCAUUCAAGGAUGCCAGUUAAAGUCUAGCACAAAGCAUGGCCAAAGUUAAGGCCACCAAAAUACUAUAGUAGCGGAGAGAAUAUAUACAGAUGUUUUAACAUCCAAAAAGUGUAACUCAAUGAUGCUAUAAAACUUGGUUGGAUAAGCAACUUGCACGUCUAAAUUAUGUUGUGCUUGUAUUACCCGUACGUGAACUUCUUUUUCAGUGCCUAUCACCCUCUCGUGCCAGGCAUGGCGAAGCCAUGUGGCAAAGAGAGUAGUUUCACAUCUAAACUAUGUUGUGUUUGUAUUACCCGUGAACUUUCGGUGCCUAUCACCACCCUCUUGUGCCCACUAGCGAAGCCAGGUGGCAAAGAGAGUAGUUUCACCACCUUGUUGUCGCGUGGGAGCGAAAAAAAAGUGUAAAUGAGCUUGCACGUGACUUUUUGUUCGAAUAACAUUGUCACAUGAUCAUAUACAAUAAACUAUUUGUUUAGGCAGUAUAAUUUUUUCAUGUUUUUAUUC
Molecule: messenger RNA, 1387 nt
Organism: Lycium barbarum (goji berry)
Lineage: Eukaryota; Viridiplantae; Streptophyta; Magnoliopsida; Solanales; Solanaceae
Product: MADS-box transcription factor 23-like
Exons: 9
Coding region: 171-866 (231 amino acids)
Biological process (GO): positive regulation of transcription by RNA polymerase II
Cellular component (GO): nucleus
Molecular function (GO): protein dimerization activity; DNA-binding transcription factor activity, RNA polymerase II-specific; RNA polymerase II cis-regulatory region sequence-specific DNA binding
Source: RefSeq, a predicted model, not a curated record